Molecule: messenger RNA, 1043 nt
Organism: Eruca vesicaria subsp. sativa (arugula)
Lineage: Eukaryota; Viridiplantae; Streptophyta; Magnoliopsida; Brassicales; Brassicaceae
Source: the annotation of a GenBank genome assembly
ACUAGUACUUGUUUCUUUAAAAGAUUGUAAUCGUUCGAAAAAUAAAGGACAUGGUUUUGCCUUCUUCAACACCAUCUUUAACCGGAAAGAAGGCGAAACCCUCCCCGGAAUGUAACUUUCGGGUGAUCAAUUUCUCUUCACCCGACCGGUCAAAACUAUCGGAGAAAAUCGUGAAAGCCUGCGAGGUUUAUGGAUUUUUCAAGGUGAUAAACCAUGGAGUUAAACCGGAGAUAAUUUGGAGAUUUCAGCGUGAGGGUGAAGAGUUCUUUAAAUCGCGAACGGAGAAGCAACGAGCCGGUCCGGCGAGUCCAUUCGGUUACGCAUGCAAGAACAUUGGGUUUAAUGGAGAUUUGGGUGAGCUUGAGUAUCUUCUUCUCCACGCAAAUCCAACGUCUGUCGCUGAUAAAUCUGAAACUAUCUCACAUGAUGACCCUUUCAAGUUCAGCUCGGCAACGAACGACUACAUACGCGCUGUUAAAGAUCUGGCAUGUGAGGUAAUUGAUCUAACGCUCGAGAAUUUGUGGGGCCAUAGAUCAAGCCAAGUGAGCGAGCUAAUCAGAGACGUCCGUAGCGACUCGAUUCUAAGACUGAACCACUAUCCACCUGCGGUAAGAGGCAGUGCUAACCAAAUAGGUUUCGGGGAGCAUUCUGACCCUCAGAUCCUGACUGUGUUAAGAUCCAACGACGUAGAUGGCCUUGAGAUUUGCUCACCUGACGGCUUGUGGAUCUCUGUACCAUCUGACCCUACAUGUUUCUACGUGCUGGUCGGUGACUGCCUUCAGGCAUUGACGAAUGGGAGGUUAGCUAGCGUGAGGCACAGGGUAUUAGCGAACACGGCAGGGAAGCCUCGAAUGUCGGCGAUGUAUUUUGCGGCACCGCCGUUGGAGGCAAAAAUAUCACCGUUGCCGGAAAUGGUAUCGCAGGAAAAUCCACGAAAGUAUAAUUCAUUCACAUGGGGUGACUACAAAAAAGCUACAUACUCCCUCCGUUUAGGUGUUCCUCGUUUAGAGUUCUUCAAAACUUCACAAGUAGCAGAAACUUAG